AUGAGAGGUGACUGGAGGUUCUCGGUCGAUGCCGUGGAGGCGGUUCUAUGGCGGCAGGAAGAUGACGACGACGGUGGCGUUAUGGCGGCGAAUGGCGAAGAGGUCGGGUGGAAGUGCUGGCAGCACCCGUCGCAGCCUCGCUACGGCGUCUGCCCCGCUUGCCUCCGUGACCGCCUCCUCCGUCUCUGCCCGGAUUGCGCCCGCAUCCGCCCCUGCAUUUGCGGCAGCUUCGCCUCCUCCUCCUCCUCCUCCUCGUCUUUUUCUUCCCUUUCCUCCGCCGAGCCCAUCAGAUCCGGCUCCCGGAGGGGCGACGGCGCGGAUAUCGGAGCGGUGGGACCUGUUUCGCGGCUCAUCGAGAGCGAGCCGGCCUUCAUGCGGUCGCGAUCUGUCGGGUUCCGGCUUCUCAGAUCGAACUCCACCUUCGGCGACGUCGAGCCACCGCCUUCGAGAUCGCGUGGAUUCAAGAUUUGGGCGCCGUUCUGGAGGCGAAACGAGCCGCCGGACGACACCAAACAGCCUAAUCUGCACAGAUCGAGGUCGGUGGCGCCUGGGCGCUUGCCGGAGCCAGGCGCCGGAAGGGAGGCGGAGGGAAGAGCGAAGGGGUCGCGAUGGCACUUCCCGAUCCCAAUCAAGGCGUUGCGAGGCAGGAACGCGGCGGCGGCGGCGAUGAAGGAGCUGGCACGAUAG
Messenger RNA from Zingiber officinale, 687 nucleotides. RefSeq lists its product as uncharacterized. Lineage: Eukaryota; Viridiplantae; Streptophyta; Magnoliopsida; Zingiberales; Zingiberaceae. The transcript has a single exon. The coding region runs from base 1 to 687 and encodes 228 amino acids. The record is from RefSeq and is a predicted model, not a curated record.